AUGACCCCUGGGAAGGCUCCACAGCAAGCAGGGCAGCAUGAGGAAGCACUGAUGACUGAGCUCUCGGAGCUGGUGCAGAAUGUGGUGAAGAGCAGCAGCUGGUGGGAACGGCAUGGCGUGGACAUCAGCAUCCUUGCCUGCAGCUUCCUCCUGCUCCCAGCAGGGUUCCUGUGUCUGCGGUCAGCCCAGGCCAUCCCCUUCCUGGUGGGUGUCCUCACUCUUGGCGUGGUGCAUCACACCCUGACUGUCAAAGGCAGCCACCUGGCCAGCCACAAUGCCUUAACCGAGUCCAAGUCCUGGGGCAAAGUGUGGGCCAUAUUCUUCAUUGAGCUCUGCUCAGCUUUCACAGCUGAGCAGGCCACCUACAACCACGUGAAGAUGCACCAUGGCUACACCAAUGUCAUUGGCCUGGGGGACUCCAGCACAUGGAAAGUUCCUUUCCUGAAUCGCUACGUCUACAUGUUCAUCGCGCCCCUUGCAGUGCCCAUCUUAACCCCUCUGGUUGCACUUGAUUUGUUGAGGAAUGUGGAGUGGAAAGCAGCUCUCCGGACCCUCUGCUGCAUGUUCCUGGGUUUUUACUGCCAUUACUGGCUGCUGCUCCAUGUCUCAGGCUUCCAGUCACCGUGGUCCGCCCUGCUCUGCAUGCUGCUCACCCGCUCCCUCCUGGCCCAUCCCUACAUCCAUGUCAACAUAUUCCAGCACAUUGGCCUCCCCAUGUUUGCGGCCGAUCGGAAACCCAAGCGGAUCCACCUCAUGAGCCUGGGUGUCCUCAACCUGCCCCGCAACGCCCUCCUCGACUGGUCCUUCGGCCACUCGCUCAUCAGCUGCCAUGUGGAGCAUCACCUCUUCCCCAGCCUCUCUGACAACAUGUGCCUGAAGAUCAAACCCAUUGUCUCCCAGUACCUGAAGCAGAAGAAGCUGCCAUACAACGAGGACACCUAUGCCUCCAGGUUCCGGCUCUUCCUCCAGAGAUACGAGGAGCUGAUGGUCCAUGCUCCCCCCAUAACGGAGCUGGUGGGCAUCCAGUGA
Molecule: messenger RNA, 1029 nt
Organism: Acanthisitta chloris (rifleman)
Lineage: Eukaryota; Metazoa; Chordata; Aves; Passeriformes; Acanthisittidae
Gene: FADS6
Product: fatty acid desaturase 6
Exons: 6
Coding region: 1-1029 (342 amino acids)
Biological process (GO): lipid metabolic process
Cellular component (GO): membrane
Molecular function (GO): oxidoreductase activity, acting on paired donors, with oxidation of a pair of donors resulting in the reduction of molecular oxygen to two molecules of water
Source: RefSeq, a predicted model, not a curated record